UCCGGUCGCCUCUGAAACUCCAGAAUAUCUUAAUGUCUCCCACUCCUGACACUGCUAGCAUUAGCCGUCAGGAGCUUCCGGUCUGUGCCACUGCUGUAACUCUGAAGAUAGUUGGUUUGUACUUCAGUUCAGCAGCAUAGGGGGAUAUGAAUUGGUGUUAUAACAGUAAACUUAGCUGGCGGCCUUAACACCGAAAGUGCCAUGAACAGACAUGUGGUGUGUAUAAUUCGGCUUAACUCUGAUUUGUCCGUGAAUGACAGGUACACCUGCAACUGUCCAUGGUGCUGAGACACUUAUCCUUUGGCAUUCGGCGACUCCUGUCGUCAUGUCACACCAUUCAUAAAUUACGCUUUCAUCAACAUGAAAGCAGAAAUAAACAAGCAAAAAUACAAGUGAAGUUUUUAAGUUCUUCUAUGGGAAAGGCCUGCGUGCGGUCAGCGAAAGCAACUCCCAUCCACACAGCUGUGGUGGCGGAGGGAUACCACUGCCUGCAUCAUCCACGCAACGCUGCGCCUACAACUAGAAAGGAAGGAUAGAAAAGAAAACAGACCGCACGGACUUGAAAAAAUGUAUGUAAAAUGGCAAGCAAUGUUAAACUCCAAGCCAAACUCUAAAACUAAACUCAGCAUGUCUAUAAUCGCCCGAUGAUGCCAUCUCGAAGUGGGCUUUGCUAUUACAGUCCCGUUUUCAGCUCGAGUCCAUUGUGUGGAAAGAUGGGAAGCGGGAAGGAGGAUGCGCACUACUUGCCGACGCGCACUAACAUUGUUCUAGAGAGCUCCACGAUCAGGGCCAUCUUUGGUCGUCCUCGCCGGUGACAGUGUGGACUGUAUAUUCCAUUGGUCAUUAAAGCCUAAUGAUUAAUAAAUAAUAUUUCACUUUGAACGAGCCGUUUGAAGCACUUGGGCAGAGAAAGGGAACCAGACCCCCGGUUUUGUGGACCCACUGGCAUUCUUUCCUUCACCAACCUUCAUUUCUUAAGGCAAAAAGAGGGCGAGACGGGAGAGGCGGUGAUACAACAUGGAUGAGGAAUAUGAUGUGAUCGUUUUGGGCACCGGACUCACAGAAUGCAUUCUGUCCGGGAUCAUGUCUGUGAAUGGGAAAAAGGUUCUGCACAUGGACAGGAACCCCUACUAUGGUGGCGAGAGCUCUUCCAUCACCCCUCUGGAGGAGCUUUACAAGCGCUUCAGUCUUCCAGACACUCCACCCGAGUCAAUGGGCAGAGGAAGGGACUGGAAUGUUGACCUUAUCCCCAAGUUUCUCAUGGCCAACGGUCAGCUUGUGAAGAUGCUGCUAUACACAGAAGUGACACGAUACCUGGACUUUAAGGUAGUGGAGGGAAGCUUUGUCUACAAAGGAGGAAAAAUCUACAAGGUGCCAUCGACUGAGACUGAGGCGCUAGCUUCAAAUCUGAUGGGCAUGUUUGAGAAGCGAAGGUUUCGGAAGUUCCUGGUCUUUGUGGCCAACUUCGACGAGAACGACCCCAAGACCUUUGAGGGCGUGGACCCCAAAACAACAACGAUGAGGGAUGUUUACAAGAAGUUUGACCUCGGACAGGAUGUCAUUGACUUCACCGGCCACGCCCUGGCCCUCUACCGGACGGAUGACUAUCUUGAUGUUCCCUGUUUGGAGACGAUCAAUCGUAUUAAGCUGUAUAGUGAAUCUCUGGCCCGGUAUGGCAAGAGUCCCUACCUCUACCCCCUGUAUGGUCUGGGAGAGCUGCCGCAGGGAUUUGCCAGAUUGAGUGCAAUCUAUGGGGGCACCUACAUGCUGAACAAACCAGUGGAUGAGAUAGUGAUGGAAGGAGGCCACGUGGUUGGGGUGAAGUCUGAGGGCGAGGUGGCUCGUUGUAAGCAGCUCAUCUGCGACCCCAGCUACAUCCCGGACCGCGUCCGUAAGGCGGGUCAGGUGAUCCGUGUCAUCUGCAUCCUCAGCCACCCCAUCAAAAACACCAAUGACGCCAACUCCUGCCAGAUCAUCAUUCCUCAGAAUCAGGUUAACCGCAACUCAGACAUAUACGUGUGCAUGAUCUCCUAUGCUCACAAUGUGGCAGCCCAGGGGAAGUACAUUGCCAUCGUCAGCACCACAGUGGAAACCAGUGAGCCGGAGGUUGAGAUAGAGCCGGCCCUGGAGCUUCUGGAGCCCAUCGACCAAAAGUUUGUGGCUAUUAGUGACCUUUAUGAGCCCACAGAUGACGGCACUGAGAGCCAGGUCUUCGCCUCACGAUCCUAUGAUGCCACCACUCACUUCGAGACCACCUGCAACGACAUCAAGGACAUCUACAAACGUAUGACCGGGAGCGACUUUGACUUUGAAAACAUGAAGCGCAAACAGAACGAUGUGUUUGGGGAGGAUGAGCAGUGAGCGGUAGAGAGGCGCCCAUGAGAGGGCGGGGCCUGGAGAGGAGGCGGGGCAAAAAGGGGCAAAAGAGGCGGCAGAGCCUGUGGGAGAGGUCCAGGGCUGCCUGAGCAGUCCUUCAUUAACAAAUGGGUGGGGAGUGUGAGCAUGAUGGAGAGGGUGCACUUCUGGGCUCUGCUCAUCCUCCAUUGUUUGCCUCCUUUUCCUUGCGUCUCUCUCUCUCUCUCUCUCUCUCUCUCUCUCUUUCUCUCUCUCUCUCUCUCUCUCUGUCUCUGUUGGCACAUGUUCAAACACAUAAUGACUCACACAUACACACACACACACACACACACACACUGUUCAAAGACUCACACUCCUCUCUGUCACUGAAAAGCAGGGUUGAUAUGGUCUUUCAUUCCAUUGUAGAAUUUACAGUAUAAUCAUUAACUAUUAUCAUUAGAGGUGAAUUUAUUACUUGUUGUUGCUGGUUUUCAAAGCAUUUCAUUCUUUCUGUAAUGUCUUUCUCCUCAUAUCAGAGGUUGGUUGGCUGGAAGAUUGACGGCACUGAGAUGUCUGAACUGCGAGCUCUGACAUGAGAGAUCUUUUAAUGGCUUAGCGUAGAAUUCUCUGGAAGGUCCACCUCCAGUUGACAUGCAUGCAUCUUUUACACACAGUAGUAUUGUACAUAGACUGAAAUGACACUGCUGUAUGAAGACUGGACCAUCCCACGCAUUGUUCCUGUCAACCCUGCUUUCACUUUUCUCUUACUUGGUCUUUUACUUGUGUUACUUCAAAAGACGCCGCUCCUUUUGGCAAAAUCUGUUGGUCAGGCAAAAAAAUGUGAUGAAAAAUUACAUAUAAAUGGGCUGUUCUGUCAGCUGAUAGUGCUCACUUUGCAAUGCUGUUGUUGUUCCCUGUGCUAGCAGGCAAGCUAACCAGUGGCUAUUAACUGUCAACCACCCCACCCCCCCCCCCCAGAAAACCUGUUCCUUUGUUCUUCUGUUUUGUGAUGUCAAUUAUGAAUUUGAAUAGUUUACUUUCUAACAUUUUAAAUUAUUGCAGAGUUUUACUUCUAUAUAUUUGGUGCACAUUUCACUGGCUGAAGUUAUGAAGUUUACAGAUCUGAGGAUGAAACUGUGGUCGUCAAGUGGAACAUUUAUAAAAAACAAAAGGGAAUGUAAGGAGCAAAAGAGGCUUGGAGAGGACUUCACGUUAGGUGAGGGUUUGUAGUAUUCUGGAAGAUUCGGGAGCAGUGAUGAAAACAAAGUGAUUAUGGAAACUUGUGGAGAUGGGAGAAAGUGUGCCAUGGGGUAAAAGAAUGUAUGUGGGGAGUGUUUUGGAUUUGACGCAUGGAAAGUUUCACUUUUGAGUGAAGAGGGUGAAGACUGAAAUUUCGGCUCAUAGUGAAAGCACCAGAUUGUGUCUUGGUUGUUUCAACCCUUGUGUCUGUCAUUUAGAUGAGUCACUCCCAGAGGGACUAAAUACCAUGACAAAUUGUAGUUGUUAAUAGAGGGAAAAGCUGGCUCCUCCCAUAAGUUUAAUUGACUUUGUAGCGUAGCAAAGGUAAGAAGCCACACUUACAGGCGCUGGCCCCAAAAGAAUGAACCAAGAAGCUUUUAUUUAAUUUUAGCCUUAAUUUGAGGGUCUUACUCAAGUGUUUGGGCCCUUUUAAAAAAAACAUGGACUUUGUUUUAACUAACCUUACGUGGUGGGUCAGUCUGUGCCAAAAAUGGUGUUGCUGUUAUUGGCAAAACUUGCUGACAAUGUUGUGGUGUAUGUUGCUCUGCAGAUCUGACUGAAUACUAUAGGAGGGAUAUUGUUUUCUACCACGUCAGGGCUGUUAUUGUACACAUGAGCAGAUGCUCUUGUCUGCUCACAAACUCACGGUCAGAUUGAUCUGUGGCUCGGGCGUAAUGCACAUCAAAAACAAACAGAUGAGACGCUCUGAUCGUUUGCUUUAAAACACAGAAGCAGCUCUGUUCCACCUUGUCCACAAUGAGAAAUCCCCUCAUAGCUCUAAACAAAGUCAUCGUGUGUUUGGGGUGUUGACGUGUCUUAUUGUUUAUGCUCUAUUUAUUUGAAUUUCACUGAUGUACUGUGGGAAGGUUUAUGUCAAAUGCUGAAUAUGCUAUGCUAUCAGUUUAUGUUCCAAUGACAAAGCGGAUUUUGAAAAGUGAUGCACCGAAGUUCUUCUGUUUUUUGUUUCACUUGCUGUGUGUUGUGUGUUCUGAUCAUUCCAGUGCUGCGUUACCAUUUAACAUGAUUAUUAGCAUUCCUAAGAAACAGGUUUUGAUGGAAGGAUAACAGCAACAGUCGGUCGUGGAGCUGAAAUCUUAUCAGCUGUGUACUCACAACGGUUUUCACACUGUGCAUAAUUCAACAUUGUGUGUGGUCUUCAUCCUGGAAACACGUUAUCGGAUUAAAACUGGAAUACUGUUUACUCUUUGAACAUUGAUAUAUUUGAAGUCCUCCCUCCCCUGCCCUUCCUCAGCAUCAGCCUCUCUCUUUUUUUAAUUUAUUGAGAACAAAAAGCCUCGUGUGGUUGUACUGUUUUAAUUUCAAUCCAGUUUGGCUUUUGGAAACCACUAUUGACAGUAUCCCCUGAAAUUGACAAAAGAAAUAGUUCAGGCUGAGUAGUAGAAAACUUACUGUCCUUGUUUGAUCACUAGUAUGUGAACAAUGCCUAAUGUCUUGUGUAACAAAUAAAAUGAAUUAAACUAUGAAUGAAAUGAUAGAAAAAUAAAAAAGCACAUGGCAAACCUG
Molecule: messenger RNA, 5097 nt
Organism: Scatophagus argus
Lineage: Eukaryota; Metazoa; Chordata; Actinopteri; Scatophagidae
Gene: gdi1
Product: GDP dissociation inhibitor 1
Exons: 11
Coding region: 1018-2361 (447 amino acids)
Biological process (GO): protein transport; small GTPase-mediated signal transduction; vesicle-mediated transport
Cellular component (GO): cytoplasm
Molecular function (GO): Rab GDP-dissociation inhibitor activity
Source: RefSeq, a predicted model, not a curated record